GGCUGCCGGGUGUGGAUCGCUGCCUUUUUAUCUCUCCUGCCGGGGCGGCCGGCUGGCUAGCUGGCUGGUUCAUCUCCGCAAUGGCGGUGACUAGGAAGAUCGCAAUUCGCCUGGCGUAUUCGGUGGUUGGGAUGAUCUCGGGGCUGUCGGCCUUCCUCGCCUGGAACCUGGCGCCGAGACUGCGGCAGCCUUACACCGCCUCCGCCGGCGGACUCUCGGGUGUCUUGGCACUCUGGGCCCUAAUCACACAUGUGAUGUAUAUGCAGGACUAUUGGAGAACCUGGUUGAAAGGUCUGAGGUUCUUCAUGUGUGUUGGCAUUUUCUUUGGCAUACUCUCCGUGGUGGGAUUGUGCACAUUCCUGGCCCUGGCCAUCAUAAAGAAACAAUCCUUUACAGAUCCACACAGCUACUAUCUAUCCUGCAUCUGGAGCAUCCUUUCCCUCAAGUGGGCUUUUCUCCUUGGCUUAUACUCUCAUCGGUACAAGAAGGAGUUUGCCGACAUCAGCAUUCUGAGUGACUUCUGAGACCCUGAAUGUCCAUUCCAUCAAAGAAAGACCUUGGAGGGUCAAGGAAGGCUAUUGUUCAUCUGAGUGACAGUUGGAGGCAAGGGGUUGGCCAAGACAGCUGAAAGAAACAGACAGCAGGUGCCUGACCUGCUUCUCCAUUUUGUUUGCUGGUCCCAUUAGGAACGCUUCCUAAUUGCUUUUGUCCAGUCAUUCGCCCUUUUGACUAGUUCUAUUUGUCCGUGUGUGCUCGUCAUUCACAAAGACUUCGUUGUUUGAAUGGAUGAUUCAAGAUGUCUAGCAGGACCUGCCUGAGUUUUUGUCCCAAGUCUCUAAUGCCUAUGACCUAUGGCAUUUUUCAUAGUUUUUUUUCUUCUCUUUAAUGAGAAGCCAACUCCCCCUUUUGGGACAGGAGCAGGGGCAAAGUCUAUGGUCCAGUCCUAUAAAGCAAGGAUUGAUUUGUACUCCUUUCAUACAGAUGUAUUUUUAUAGCUCAAGGUAUGAAUCCAUUUUAAAACAACUUUUUUUAAAAGCAAGCUUUCCUCCCUUUCCUGGUGCUUUGGUGAGGAGGCUUACAAUUGUGCUGCUGGUGUUGGUCAUCACAGUUUAGGGACAAAAAAUGUAUGUUGUGAACAAAACUGUACUCUGCACCUUUUUUUCCUUCUUACCAGUCUUAAAUAGUUAAAAUGGAUGUUUCUUUAAUUUGAGUUAGGCAAAGCUAAAUACUGUUGCAAAGGCAUCUGCAGUUUGGAAGAGUGACCACGUGGGUUAAGAAGGAAAACAACAUUCCUAUCCAAACAGUUUCCCUUCCCUCAUAGCUAUCUGGUCAACAUAGGGAGGGACCUGGAGACUUCCAGAUGUUGUUAAUUACAGCUGCCAAUAGCCUCAGCCAGUGGUGAUAAUUACCACAACCUGGGCUUCAGAAAUAUCUGAAGGGCCCGAGUUCCUUAUCCAUAACGCCAUUAUCUACACAGCACUUCGCUUUUUUGUGGGUGUGUCUAAAACUGAUAUUUUAUAAAGUGAGCAACUGAAAUAUUUUGGGGAAGCCAGUUCAUACUUUGGAGCCAACUGUGUUGUCUGUUUCUUGCAGACUGGGACAAAAAUCGAUAAUUGCCACACUUAUCUUAUUCUCUGAUUUUUCUUCUGGUUGAAUAGGAAUUCAGUGGUGAAUGAGUUACGCAUGGACUGUUGGCCAAUGAAUUUGGGGUGGUCAUCCCUUCAGUGGAUUCACUUUUUGCAACAUUCCCGGCAUAAACUAAUUUACAAAAAGA
Molecule: messenger RNA, 1774 nt
Organism: Protobothrops mucrosquamatus (brown spotted pit viper)
Lineage: Eukaryota; Metazoa; Chordata; Lepidosauria; Squamata; Viperidae
Gene: SLC48A1
Product: solute carrier family 48 member 1
Exons: 3
Coding region: 81-524 (147 amino acids)
Biological process (GO): heme transport
Cellular component (GO): plasma membrane; lysosomal membrane
Molecular function (GO): heme binding; heme transmembrane transporter activity
Source: RefSeq, a predicted model, not a curated record